AUGCCAGACAAAGGAAAAACAUAUGAAUCGAUUACGAUUCAGAAUAGUGGACAGAUUGGUAUGAUUGCAGCAUGUUCUGUGUGUAUUGUCGUUCCCACGGUCCUCGUCUCAUUACGCUUCAUUGCUCGUCAACGGUAUUCGGGCUUGCCACUGGACGCAAGCGACAUUUGUAUCGCUGCUGCACUACUUUUCGUUCUUGCUCUCUGCAUCGUUGACUACUUGAUGGUAUUUAAAGGAGGCUUCACCUUUGACCUCACUGAAAUUGCCGAAAGAUUUGGUCCAGAUGCGCUGACCAUCUUCUUCAAGUGCAUGGCUGCAUGGCCUCUGCUUUGGAAUAGCUGCGUCUUGACUAGCAAGCUAUCGGUUCUGGCCAUGUACAUGACUCUAAUGCCGGUUCCUCGGAUGAUACUGGCAGUCAAAUGCGUCGGAACUUUUGUUAUUCUGUACAACGUCUCUGGCUUCAUCACUGGUCUCGCCAUUUGCCGUCCGUACUCCAAGAACUAUGAUUGGCAGGGCACGGUCGAGGGCUCGUGCGGCGACGUCAAGGUAUACUAUGAAUGGUUGAGUGCCAUCAAUGUCGUAUCCGACGUCGUCAUACUUCUCCUGCCACUCCCAUUUGUCUACAAUUUGCAAAUGGCAUUGAAGAAAAAGCUUGUGCUCUUUGGCAUGUUUGGUAUUGGCUUCAUGACUUGCGCAGUCACCAUCUAUCGACAAACAUUAUUGCCAAGCCUAGAUAACGCAAACCCUACAGGUACCGGUCUUCUCGCCUUCUUGUUUUCGACUGUAGAAAUCGCCGUAGCUGUUUCAUUGGCAUGCGUGCCGUUCCUGCGACCACUCUUUCGAGGCACAUUUGGUGGCUCAUCGGCCGACAACUCCAAGUACAAGACCGAUGCGAGCUAUGCCUUCUCUAACAAGGGAACAAAGGCACAUCAUAGUCAGGGUUUCAAAGAGUUGGAGGACGACGGCUCCGAGAUUCAAUUGCAACCAGUCGAUCUGGAACGAGAGAUUGGUGUCACGGUUGAGACGACUUGGAAAGUCGAACCAGCCGGUGGAGACACGGCGAGGUCGUCGGUUGCGAACUACCAAGCGACAGCUUCCAGUAACAACCGUCUGUGA
Pestalotiopsis fici W106-1 is the source of this 1116-nucleotide messenger RNA. RefSeq lists its product as uncharacterized. The record is from RefSeq and is a predicted model, not a curated record. Bases 1 to 1116 code for a protein of 371 amino acids. Lineage: Eukaryota; Fungi; Ascomycota; Sordariomycetes; Amphisphaeriales; Sporocadaceae. The transcript is spliced from 4 exons.